This is a messenger RNA of Brassica rapa (field mustard), 945 nucleotides long. Its product is annotated as glutathione S-transferase U16. Lineage: Eukaryota; Viridiplantae; Streptophyta; Magnoliopsida; Brassicales; Brassicaceae. The record is from RefSeq and is a predicted model, not a curated record. Gene Ontology annotation, molecular function: glutathione transferase activity. Gene Ontology annotation, biological process: glutathione metabolic process. Gene Ontology annotation, cellular component: cytoplasm.
ACACACAAACUGGCCUCGACCACUUGCAUUAUAUCUCUUCUUUCUUCUCUUUUUCACAGAUUAAUUAGAGACCACAUAAAAAAUGGGAGACACAGAGGAAGUGAAACUGUUGGGAGUAUGGUUCAGUCCGUAUGCCAUAAGACCAAAGAUCGCUCUUCGUAUCAAAUCUGUCGAUUAUGAUUACUUUGAAGAAGAUCUGUUUGGAUCCAAGAGUGAACUUCUUCUCAAAUCAAAUCCGGUUCACAAGAAAGUCCCGGUUCUCAUCCACAACAACAAACCGAUUCUAGAGUCUCUCAACAUCGUUGAGUACAUUGAUGAGACAUGGAACGCAUCUGGACCGUCCAUACUUCCUUCACAUCCCCAUGAUCGCGCUCAAGCUCGCUUCUGGUCUGCCUUCGUUGAUGACAAGUGGUUUCCGGCACUGAAAGCGGCAGCAAUCACCAAAUCGGAAGAGGCAAAAGAGAAAGGCAUGAAAGAAGUGGAAGGAGGGUUAUUGCAACUCGAGGAAGCUUUUGUUUCUAUAAGCAAGGGGAAACCGUUUUUCGGAGGUGAAGCGAUCGGGUUUAUGGACAUUUGCCUUGGAAGCUUUGUUGGUAUCUUGAAGGCUAGAGAGAAGCUUAAAGGAGAAAAACUUUUAGACGAAUCAAAAAUACCUUUUCUUUGUAAAUGGGCCAACGAGUUCUUGUCUGACAAUACCGUGAAGAAUGUGGUACCGGAGAUCGAUAAAGUUGUUGAGUUUCUAGGAGAGCUUGAGGUUAGAGCUCAAUCAGCGGUUUCAAAAACUUGAGAUCAUCGUUGAAAGCAAUGGACGUGUGUCAUGUAAGUGCGAAAAUAAGUGAAAGGUUGAAGUGUUGUGUUGAAUGUAUGCUAUUAUUUUAUACAAUGAAUUGUGUAUGGGUUUAUGGACUAUUUUCAUUAUAUAUUUAUCGAUAAUGCUUCCAAUAA